Molecule: messenger RNA, 826 nt
Organism: Engraulis encrasicolus (European anchovy)
Lineage: Eukaryota; Metazoa; Chordata; Actinopteri; Clupeiformes; Engraulidae
Product: coiled-coil domain-containing protein 106-like
Exons: 4
Coding region: 9-824 (271 amino acids)
Cellular component (GO): nucleoplasm
Source: RefSeq, a predicted model, not a curated record
UUUCGGAAAUGGCUGCGAGGCGACCAGGCACACGGAGGCAAGCUACUGAAGCUAGGACUGCCAAUGAGGACGCUGUGGCUUCCGAGGAGGAAAUUGAAACUAUAGCACCAACGGCAAAGAAACAAUUGGACUCGCUGAAAAGAAAACUAAAAGACAUGGAGGAGGAGAAAGAAUUGGACUCGUUGAAAAGAAAACUAAAAGACAUGGAGGAGGAGAGGGACUCCCUUCUUCAGGAGUUAGAAGAUUACAGGAAGAAAAGUAGAGAGCAACCUCCAGACGAAACGGCACAACCUUAUUCAGAUUCGGGCUCAGACACGUCCUCCUCCUCCUCCUCCUCCUCCUCCUCCUCCUCCACCUCCUCCUCUUCCUCCUCAACCGAUGGGGAGAAGAAGAAGAAAAAGAAGAAGAAGAAGACGAAGAAGAGCAGCAGGCACCAGAGAAAAACAAAGAAGAGCAAGGGGAAGGGGAAGAAAAAAGAAAAAAAGGGCAAGCAUACCCUAAAGAGAGCAACAACACCAGAGGACAUCCUCAGGCGAUAUGAGCGGGUCCUGCACGCCUUCCGGCAGGGCCGCAACCUGCAGGAAUCCUUCAAGACCGUCAAGGUGGAUGGCAACACCAUUCGGUCUGGGGCAGCCAUUGCCGAACUCAAGAAGGUUGCCCCCGACAAAUAUAAAGAAUGUCGGGACAACUUCCCUCUCUCUGGGAAGCUGUCUUCAUUUGCAUCAAUCUGCCAGAAUGCCCUUGAGGCAUCGCGAGAGCUCUCUGAAGCUGUCGCCGAAGGGAAAAAAAAUGGGACUCUGCUUCCGUUGCUAAAACGGAAGUGAGG